AUGUUCCAUCAAAAUCCAUUCUUUCAAAAGGAAGAUUCACUCUUCAACUAUGCACUUCUCACUCUCUUUCUCAUAGCACCACCAACCUUCAUCUCUCUCACAUUCCUCCAAGCUCCAUAUGGCAAACACCAUCGACCAGGUUGGGGUCCAAAUCUCUCUCCACCACUAGCUUGGUUCCUCAUGGAAAGUCCUACACUUUGGUUCACUCUUUAUCUUUUUCCACAUGGUAAAAACUCUUCAAAUCCUAAAUCAAUAAUCCUCAUUACCCCUUUUCUAAUUCAUUACUUUAACCGCACAAUCAUAUACCCAUUUCGUUUAUUUCUCACAACAAGAAGAAAAAAAUCAUCUUUAUCAAAAACCCCAUCUGGGUUUCCUUUAAGUAUAGCUUUUAUGGCUUUUUUGUUCAAUUUGUUGAAUUCUUAUGUUCAAGCUAAAUGGGUUUCUCAUUACAAGAAUUAUGAUGAUGGGUUGUGUUUUUGGGGUGUUUUUUUUGGUGGGCUUUUGGUGUUUUUUGUUGGGAUGGGGAUUAAUAUUUGGUCUGAUAAGGUAUUGUUGAGGCUUAAAGGUGAAGGGAAAGGGUAUAUGAUUCCUAAAGGAGGGUUUUUUGAGGUUGUGAGUUGUCCUAAUUACUUUGGGGAGAUUGUUGAGUGGUUUGGUUGGGCUUUGAUGACUUGGUCUUGGGCUGGUUUGGGCUUUUGUUUUUAUACUUUUGCUAAUUUAGGGCCUAGGGCUCGUGCUAAUCAUCAAUGGUAUUUGGAGAAAUUUGGAGAAGAUUAUCCUAAGAAAAGGAAAGCUGUUAUUCCCUACUUGUAUUGAUUUUUUUUAUGAAAUGUUGUAAUUGGGGUGUAUUGUAUUGUAUAGGUUUUCAAGGAUACAAAAUAAUGAGAAUGUGUUGCUGAAUCAUUGCAUGGAAA
Trifolium pratense (red clover) is the source of this 914-nucleotide messenger RNA. Its product is annotated as steroid 5-alpha-reductase DET2. Gene Ontology annotation, biological process: brassinosteroid biosynthetic process. Gene Ontology annotation, cellular component: membrane. The record is from RefSeq and is a predicted model, not a curated record. NCBI's taxonomy places the organism in Eukaryota, Viridiplantae, Streptophyta, Magnoliopsida, Fabales, Fabaceae. The transcript has a single exon. Gene Ontology annotation, molecular function: 3-oxo-5-alpha-steroid 4-dehydrogenase activity. The coding region runs from base 1 to 816 and encodes 271 amino acids.